This is a messenger RNA of Ceraceosorus guamensis, 1790 nucleotides long. RefSeq names its product PNK3P-domain-containing protein. The transcript is spliced from 5 exons. The record is from RefSeq and is a predicted model, not a curated record. Lineage: Eukaryota; Fungi; Basidiomycota; Exobasidiomycetes; Ceraceosorales; Ceraceosoraceae. The coding region runs from base 248 to 1771 and encodes 507 amino acids. Gene Ontology annotation, biological process: DNA repair. Gene Ontology annotation, molecular function: polynucleotide 3'-phosphatase activity; double-stranded DNA binding; ATP-dependent polydeoxyribonucleotide 5'-hydroxyl-kinase activity.
CCAGCAUCCCACCAUGACCGUUCAGCACCACGCAUGCGAUUCGCCAGAGAGACUGCUACUUGCACACAGCGAAGCUCUAUAGCGAGACUGCACCGCACCGAAAGUGCUUCUAGCCUGCGAGCCGUGUCCAUUUACCUCCGAUAGCGCGCGGGAGCGCGCCUCGUGGGCAAGCGGUCUCGGUCCGCGUUCGAACGGAGCUCAAAGGAGCAGGGGCAGCCAGCCUUCAGAUCUCACAACGCAGGUGGGGAUGCCGCGCGACAACGAAGCCCACUCGACCAGCUCGGCUACAUCACGACGAAAACAAGACGACUCAAGCAGCAGUGACAACGACCAGCGAAUCGUGCUCACGUCGUUCAAGCGUGCUAAGCCUAACCCAAACCCCUCUUCCGCUGGGGUGUCUCAAAGCGACAUUGGCGGGGCCAAGACGAGCAGCAGUGCGAAGAAGCAGCCUGAAACAUUGGCACCCAUCUUCGCGCGCAAAACCCAGAAUCUCCCGCAGUCACGGGCAUCCAACAGAUCAGGAGGGACGAUGAGGCUGGCCUGGCGCUCGCCUUUGAAGCACUUGAAUCGGCCUUCUUGUCUCGUUGGAGCUUACGGAGAUCCCUUCUCAGCUGCCAUUGCUCGUGCUCGAGCACUUCAGAGCGACACUGAACGUAGAGGCUCGCUUAAGAUCGCAGCUUUCGACCUGGAUGGCACCCUCGUCACACCAAAGCAAGGUACCUGGCCGUCGGCGACGGAUGAAUUCGACUACAAGUUUGUCUUCCCAAGCGUCUGCAAGAAAGUAAAGGCCGAGCACGACGCCGGAGCGGUCAUUGUGGUCAUCUCUAAUCAGAAACAGACAGGCGGGAAAUUUGACCCUGCAGCUCCUCCCAAGAAGGUGGUAACGUGGCAAAAGAAGUUGGGUCACAUAGCGGAAGCAAUCGGAGCGCCAAUGCUCGUCUUCGCGGCUCUAGCCGAUGACUACUACCGCAAGCCUGCCCUUGGAAUGUGGGAAGCGACUCUAGCGGAGUUGGAAGCGAGUGGUGGAAUGAGGGAUUGGAUCUGCAUUGAAGCUGGAUCUACAAGGAGCUCUUUCUAUGUUGGAGAUGCAGCAGGGAGAUCAAAAGGAAAGGGUCGUGAGGCCGACCACAACGAUACGGACCGGAAGUGGGCGCUGAAUGCAGGGCUGCCGUUUUAUACGCCAGAGGAGUGGUUCUUGGCCAGUCAGCCCGAGUCGUACGAAUUGAGUGGAUGGAGACCGUCUCAGGAGCAUCUGGCCGAAGUUUCGGACGAUGCACCUCCCUUUCACGAUGACGGCAAGCUCGAGCUAGUCUUUUUCGUCGGGCCACCGGCUUCCGGGAAGACUUCGUACUAUCGUCGUCAUUUUGCGCCUCGUGGAUACGUGCACGUCAACCAAGAUACUCUCAAGACGAGAGACAAGUGCAUCAAGGCUGCAGAAUCUGCACUACAAAAAGGACAAAGCGUCGUCAUUGACAAUACGAAUCCCAAGAGGGCUACGCGAGAAGAGUACAAGAAGAUGUCGCUCUAUGCAUCAGCACGCGUGCGCAUGAUCCUCUUCGAUCUGCCCAGGCACCAUCUGGAACACAAUAAUCUCGUGAGAGCACAUGCGAUGCCGGAUGAGAAGAGGGAGCGCAUCCCAGCCAUCGCUUUCAACUCAUAUUUCAAGAACUUGGAAAAGCCGCACGAAAGCGAGGGAGAGAUUCAUCACGCGCAAUGGACUUUCGUCGGAGAUGAAGAGGCCAAACGUAAGUACCAAAUGUGGUACACCUGAAUAUAUUCCAUUGUGAACG